GAAAUGGCAGAACUUCAAUUAAUCAAUUACAUUCCAGAAAGAGCUGUGUUGUCAUCUAUCAGAUAUACAUCAAUGCCUCAUUGGGGCUUUUGAAGGAGUUCGUUGAAGGCAUUCACUUUCCAAAGGCUCGCUUUAUUAUGAUCCGCGCUAGCGCUUGCUAGCAUGCAGCGGAAAAAUGCCCUAUAAGCGAGUCCUAGCGCGCGAGAAGAUGGAGAUAAUCAACGACUUCGAGAGUGGUCGCUUCACAAAAACAGCGCUUGCGACGAAGCACGCCGUCCCCAAGAGCAGCCUCACGAGGAUACUUCAUGACAAGGAUAAGCUGCGGCAGGCUUUCGAGACGUCACGCUUUCGCCAUCAAAGAAAACGACUGCGGGUGGCCAACCACGAAGAUCUGGAGAAGUGCCUGGUGGUUUGGCUGCGGAGAGCCCGCACUGAAAACAUUCCGAUCAGUGGUCCACUCAUUCGCGCGAAAGCAGAAGAAUUUGUUUUGCAGCUCGGCAUCGAAGGUUUCUCGUGCAGCGAAGGAUGGUUGACGAUAUUCAAAGAUCGGAAUGGCAUAGUGUGUCGUGCCGUUUCAGGGGAGGCUGCCGCUGCAGACACGACGGCAUGCGCCGACUGGCGAGCAACACGGCUUCCCGAAAUUCUGGAGGAGUACGACGCAAAGAACAUCGACAAUGUAGAUGAGACAGCACUGUUCUCCAAAUUACUACCCUCAAAAUCCUUGUCAUUCAAAGGAGAGAAAUGCACCGGGGGGAAGCUGAGUAAGGACAGGUUGACCGUUCUGAUCGGGGCCAACAUGACGGGAAGCGAGAAAUUGAAGCCGCUAGUGAUCGAGAAAUCGAAGCACCCUCGCUGCUUCAAAAAUGUAGCAACCUCACCCGUUUCUUGUCAGGCCAACGGCAAGGCGUGGAUGACGCAGUCCAUUUUCAGGAAAUGGAUUUAUCGCGAGGAUGCGCGGUUCUCGCGAGAGAAAGAAAAGUUUUAUUCCUCGUCGAUAACUGCCCUGCAUAUGGAACUGUGCCGGGUCUGA
Molecule: messenger RNA, 1030 nt
Organism: Dermacentor andersoni
Lineage: Eukaryota; Metazoa; Arthropoda; Arachnida; Ixodida; Ixodidae
Source: RefSeq, a predicted model, not a curated record